AUGGACGUGGAACUAUAUGUUUACGACUUGUCUCGGGGCAUGGCGAGGCAAUACUCUAUGGCUAUCGCUGGCGUUCAAAUCGACGCAAUCUAUCAUACAGCCAUCGUGUUUGGUGGCGUCGAAUAUUUCUUCGGUCAGGGUGUACAUCGGAAAGUGCCAGGCUCAACCCAUCAUGGCAGACCUAUGAAAGUCGUACGUCUUGGGAAAACAGAAUUACCACCAGAGGUAAUCGAAGAGUACCUGGAAUCGCUAGAGGCAAUCUACACACCUGAAUCCUACGACUUGUUUCUACACAACUGCAACAACUUCUCCCAAGACCUUUCGGUCUUCCUUGUCGGAAAGUCUAUACCAGAUGAGAUCAGGAAUUUGCCCGAGACGUUUUUAAGAACACCCAUUGGUCAAAUGCUGCGAAGUCAACUAGACCAGAGUAUGCGACAAAUGACACAGGCCCCAGAUGCAGUCGCAGGGAGGAGUGUCGUGCGACCCACAGCACCAGUCUCCAACAGUGUAGCUCCGCGACCAACGACGAACGGAGCACAGUCGCAUGUCAAGCAUGGCCCGGGAGUCUUUCAGAACGGACUGCAACAACAGAGUCAGUCAGGACGUGUACAUUAUCCGAAAAGUACUAGCGAUCUUGACAAGCUAUUGAGGCAAGCAGAGAACAGCUGUGCUGCCAUCUUCUUCACAUCUGCCACCUGCCCGCCAUGUAAAAUGGUCUAUCCUGCCUACGAUGAGUUGGCAGCCGAAGCUGGAGACAAAGCCGUCCUCAUAAAGGUUGAUGUCAGCCAAGUCUACGAUAUUGCCAUGCGCUACCAAGUCCGAGCCACACCCACUUUCAUGACAUUUCUCAAGGGCAAGAAGGACCAAGAGUGGAGUGGUGCCGAUGCAGCAAGACUUCGAGGCAACAUUCGCUUACUUGUGCAGAUGGCACACCCUCAGCAUGCACACUCCAGGCUGCGACUACCAAGUUUGCAGCAGAAGAUUAAGACACCAAUAAUGUACACCAAGGUGCCACCAAUGGAGAAGCUACUUGGAAAAAUAGGCAAGCCGGCAGAAGAACAGCCUGUACAGGAACUUGUGGGAUAUAUUCGUUCUCGAGAGAAGAAUGGCAUGACGGACACAGCCAUAUCGAAUUUACACAACUUUAGUGACUGGUUCACGAACAAGUUCUCACAAUUACCAGCCGAGAUUCACUUCGCAAUCAUCGACCUCGUACGUAUCGCUGCGACAGAUACACGAGUAAGUGGAUUCCUCGCAGCGGAACCAGGGCAUCGCAUACUACGAGCCAUCGUAUCAGAGGAUGCAGACUUCUCUAACAAGCCUUACAACGUCCAGGCGGUUACGCUGCAGUUGUUCUGCAACAUGUUUGGAUCAGGUGUCUGGCAGGAAGCACUCCUUAGCAAGUCCAACGAGGUUCGAGGCAUGAUCGAGCGACUCGCGUCUGGAUGUCUCUUAGCACAACAUAACAACGCACGAUCACUAGCAGCAGCGCUUAUUUACAACCUAGCAGCACACGAUCACAACGAGAGAGUCGACGGUCGUAUGGACAAGUUAGACGUCUCAAGCAUGGGUGAUCUCGAAGCGGCACUGGUACAAGCUGUGAUUGACGAAGAAGAAAACGUGGAGACAUUGCAUGCAUUACUUUUGGCGCUGGGUUUGAUUCUGUAUGGUGGGCCGACGGACUCGUCUACUUGGGAACUUUGCAUGGCGAUGGAGCUGCGGGAGUCACUAAAGGCCAAAAGAAAGAUGGCGGCAUUUUCCAAAGAACCACUGCUUGAGGAGCUUGAAGAAUUAUUGGCGAAGGGCGGAUCGUCGUGA
Messenger RNA from Lithohypha guttulata, 1818 nucleotides. RefSeq lists its product as uncharacterized. Gene Ontology annotation, biological process: protein modification by small protein removal. Lineage: Eukaryota; Fungi; Ascomycota; Eurotiomycetes; Chaetothyriales; Trichomeriaceae. Gene Ontology annotation, molecular function: peptidase activity. The coding region runs from base 1 to 1818 and encodes 605 amino acids. The transcript has a single exon. The record is from RefSeq and is a predicted model, not a curated record.